This is a messenger RNA of Solanum verrucosum, 585 nucleotides long. RefSeq names its product protein RKD2-like. Gene Ontology annotation, molecular function: DNA-binding transcription factor activity. The transcript has 2 exons. The coding region runs from base 1 to 585 and encodes 194 amino acids. The record is from RefSeq and is a predicted model, not a curated record. NCBI's taxonomy places the organism in Eukaryota, Viridiplantae, Streptophyta, Magnoliopsida, Solanales, Solanaceae.
AUGGCUAAUGAUCGUGUUCAUGAGGAAAUUAUUGUAACGGAAAAAGAGAAGGAUAAUAGUAGAGAGGAGAUUAAUAGUUCAAGAAUGUUGUCACGAGAUGCAAUUUCAAAGUAUUUUUACAUGCCAAUUACUCGAGCAGCAAAGGAGCUCAAUAUUGGGUUGACACUUUUGAAGAAAAGAUGUAGGGAUUUAGGAAUUAGAAGGUGGCCUCACAGGAAGUUGAUGAGUCUUCAAACAUUAAUCAAGAAUGUUAAGGAAUUGGAGAAGGUAGGAGGAAAUGGUAUGGAACAAAAGUUGAAGGAUGUGAUAAAGCUAUUAGAGAAAGAGAAGAGGAAGAUGGAAGAAAUACCAGACAUGGAACUUGAGGAGAAAACAAAGAGGUUAAGGCAAGCUUGCUUUAAGGCUAACUACAAGAGGAGAAGACUGAUGUGUAUGCCAGAAUUACAGGCUUCUUUUGGUAGUUAUUGCACUACUUCUACUCCUUCUGCUGAUGAUAAUGUUGCUUAUGGUGAAGAAGAUGAUGAAGAGAUUAAGUCUCUUCUUGCUGAUUGUUUCUCUAACAAUAGUCCAACCUUGCAUGACUGA